Cryptotermes secundus is the source of this 4221-nucleotide messenger RNA. Its product is annotated as endoplasmic reticulum aminopeptidase 1. The transcript is spliced from 17 exons. The record is from RefSeq and is a predicted model, not a curated record. Gene Ontology annotation, biological process: proteolysis; peptide catabolic process. NCBI's taxonomy places the organism in Eukaryota, Metazoa, Arthropoda, Insecta, Blattodea, Kalotermitidae. Bases 400 to 3327 code for a protein of 975 amino acids. Gene Ontology annotation, molecular function: peptide binding; metalloaminopeptidase activity; zinc ion binding. Gene Ontology annotation, cellular component: cytoplasm.
UUACGAAGAAGCGGUAUGAUCGUUAUAAUGUCAAUGAAAUGUCAAAUGAGCAUUGGUGUAGGAGAAGCUAAGCUAUACUGCUAAGAGUAGUAAUUAUUUUUCUGGCAUCUUGUCUUCAGAAACCAGCAAUGAAGUAUGACGUUUCAAACUUGUUGUAUUAUAAGUCAAGUGAAUACGUCCAUUAGCAUACGGGUGAGAAAUUACAUACGGUGCGAUAAAUCUUAACGUCUUCCACAUAAAUCUGGUGUGUCAGAGAACAUUUUUAUCGGUACAUUAACUUAUUUUGUAUUGAAGUCAGUUAGAGUGGCUAGUGUCAAAAGGGACCCACUUAUUAAAAUAUCUGUAGUAUCCAGUGCACGGGAUAUUGAAGCUGUUGUCUGGAGAAGACGAAAUAUAGUAAUGAGUGAUCAAGACGUGGAUGAUGUUGCUUUCUUGACAGGUGAUAGUCAAACUGGCAUCAACAAACGAAGUCUCUAUGAGCAUAAUGGGGUUGCUGUAUGCUCUCAGAAGAGGGCAAUGUUCAUUGCAACAAUUGUAUUUGCUACGCUGUUUGUCAUAUCUCUCAUCAUUGCAUAUGCAGGGCCCCAAAAUGAGUGCCCUUGUGCAGGAGAGAAACCCCAUGACUUGGGAGAAGAGACAUUGUCAAACUCUACAGGACAAGCAGUACCACUUGCAACCAAUGGUGAGGUGUUCCCAUGGAACAAUGUUCGGCUUCCGAACUUUGUUCGACCUACUCGGUAUACCAUUACAGUUCACCCAAAUCUUACAACACUGGAAGUCAAAGGUCAGGUGACAAUAGAAUUUCAUGUAGAAAAAGAGACCAAUUUUAUUGUCUUCCACAGUAAAAAUCUGACAAUAACAGAAAAGAAUGUUCAGAAUGGAAAAGGUCAGCUAUUAAAUAUAACAAGACUGUUAGAAUAUCCAGCUGCCCAGCAGAUGUACUUGCAAGUCAAGGAAAAAUUCAGAAGGAGAGGUCAUUACACCUUGAAUCUUCGUUUCCAGUUUUGGCUUUCACGUGAGCUGGAAGGCUUCUAUAUUAGCAGUUAUCACACAAAGGAUGGUGAAACCAAAUAUUUAGCAACUACACAUUUUGAACCGACAUAUGCCAGAUCAGCUUUCCCUUGCUUUGAUGAGCCACAGUUCAAAGCACGAUUCAAGAUGUCAAUAUUCAGAGAUAGGUUCCACAUAGCCCUCUUCAACAUGCCUGUCAUCAACACAGAAGAUGCUGGCUUCUACAUGGGGACUGGUCUGUUACGUGAUGAUUUUCAAGAAUCUGUGGAGAUGAGCACAUACCUAGUAGCAUUUGUUGUUUGUGACUACAAGCGAAUCACAAAACAGACUCAAAAGAAGGUCUCUGUGUCAGUAUAUGCACCUAAUGAAAUGAUAUCCCAGGCCAGCUUCGCACUCUCAACUGCAGCAGAUGCAAUGGAUUUCUAUGAGGAGUUCUUUGGCAUCCCUUAUCCACUGCCAAAGCAAGAUUUGAUUGCCAUUCCUGAUUUUGCUGCUGGAGCAAUGGAAAACUGGGGAUUGAUCACCUACAGAGAAACUUCUAUCAUGUAUGAUGUGGAUGAGACAUCAGCAGCAGGCCAUCAGUGGGUUGCUGUUGUUGUAGCACAUGAACUGGCACAUCAGUGGUUUGGGAACCUGGUUACCAUGAAGUGGUGGAAUGAUUUGUGGCUGAAUGAAGGCUUCGCAAGCUAUCUAGAGUACCUUGGAGUGGAUCAUAUCAUGCCCAGCUGGAAGAUGAUGGAUCAGUUUAUUCUGGACAAAACUCACCCAGCACUGAAUCUGGAUGCUCUGGCAAGCAGCCAUCCCAUCUCAGUAGCAGUGCAUGAUCCUGUGGAGAUUGAAUCUAUUUUUGACAUCAUUUCAUAUAACAAGGGUGCAUCAAUACUCUAUAUGCUGGAAAAGUUCCUUCAUCAAGAGACCUUGUGCAGUGGCCUCAAUGAUUACCUCAAUAUACACAAAUAUGGCAAUGCAGAAACAAAGGACCUCUGGAAUGUCCUUAGCAAGCAUGCAAAUCAAUCACUGGAUGUUAAGGCUAUAAUGGACACUUGGACAAGACAAAUGGGCUUUCCACUGAUAAUAGUAUCAAGAGAAGGAAGUACAAUUACUGCAAGACAGAAGAGAUUUAUUUUGACAGUUAACAUGAAGAAUGAAACAGAACAUAUGAAUGAGUCCAUCUCUCCUUUUGGUUACAAGUGGUAUGUUCCAUUGAGUUACUACACUAAUCAACAUACAGGAAAAGUCCAUCACAUCUGGAUGAAUAUGAGUGAUGUAAAAUUUGACAUUCCAGCUGACACAACAUGGAUCAAAGUGAAUGUGAACCAGUCUGGAUUUUAUCGGGUAACAUACAGCAAUGACAUGUGGCAGUCCAUCAUAUCAGCCUUACAGCAUAAUCAUACAGACUUCAGUCCAGCAGACAGAGCAGGUCUUAUAGAUGAUGCAUUCACACUCUGCAGGGCCGGUGUACUGAAUGCCUCCAUUCCUUUGAAUCUCUCUCUGUAUCUGCUCCAUGAGCAGGAAUAUGUUCCAUGGGCAACGGCACUGGAGCACUUUCAGUUAUGGAGCAAACUUCUCUCUGAGUCAGCGGCAUACAAACAUUUCUUGGAGUAUAUGAGGAGAUUACUGGAACCUGUCUCCAGGCAUGUAGGCUGGGAGGACACUGGAACACACCUCCAGAAGCUUAUGAGGUCUGACAUUUUGGCAUCUGCAGUCCUGUGUGAUGUCCAGAUUAUAGUGAAACAAGCUCAGAAGAAAUUUAGAGAUUGGAUGGAUAAGGGCACUCGAAUUCCCCCAAAUCUUCGAGAAGUAGUUUACAUGGCAGGUAUAAAAUAUGGCGAUGUGAGGGACUGGCAAUACUGCUGGUCCACGUAUAACAGCACAGGAGUUCCGAGCGAAAGAAAAUUGUUUCUUAAAUCCUUAGGAGUGGCAUCAGAUCCAUGGAUUCUUCAAAGGUAUCUGCUGACUACCCUGGAUCGAAACUUGGUCAAACCUCAAGAUAUAAAGGUUGUCCUAGCUGGAGUGGCUGUUAAUCCAGAGGGCCAGUUGCUGGCUUGGAGACACCUGAAAGCUCACUGGCACUACCUGCAAUCCAUGUUUGGCAACUCGACAUACACAAUGGGCACUUUCAUUUCAGCAGUGACAUCUCACUUCACCACGGAAUAUGACUAUCAGGAGGUGUUGCAGUUCUUCCAACCUAUGAAUGUUGGGUCUGGAAACAGAGCACUGAAGCAGAGUUUGGAGACAAUUCGAUUAAACAUCCACUGGGUUAAGGAAAAUCAAGAUGUUAUCAACAACUGGCUCUAUGAUUAUCUAGGAAGAUAAUACACUGGUGCCUGUGGAAUGAGAAACUUUGUAUAUUUAAAUAUCUAAGUCAGAGAAUGUCAGUCCAAGUGUUUUGAAGUCCGGAACACUUAGCCAAGUGCGACAACUUGACAUGUCAUUCAAACUGUUCAGAGUCUGGAAGAAACUGAAUAUUUUGUAAAAUCCAUGAGGAGAAUGAAUUCACAGUAUUCAAUUUAAGCUUACUAGAAUAAAGGGACAUUAACAAAAUAGGGCUCAAAAUAUCAGACUGAAAGUAUGAGGUCAGAUGUGUGUCUUUUUCUGUUCAUGUUUCAUAAUGAAGAAAAAAAGCAUCAGUUCAGGAAUGCAUCUGUCAUCAAACUGGAUGUAGAUAUGUUUCUCAGUGUUAAGUUAGCAUUUGUUGGUUCAAAAAAGAUUUCAGACAAACAUAAAUUUGUUUAGAUAUUUUCUUCCAUAAACUGCUUUGGUACUAUGAACCAUUUUUAAGGGAAUAAUGGAAGUCAGAACCUAAAAUUAAUUUUUCCAAAUCCCUUCAAAACAAAUAGGAAUCCUCUUGAACUUCUGCCAUAUAUAACUCUUUUUUUUUUCACUGUAAUUUCUGAAGGCUCUCAAGUGAACAGAAAGGGACAGAAAAUAUACUUUAGUCUCUUGUGAAGAAAUUCUGGGGCCUUACUCUGUUAACACCCUUUUUGUUUAUCCUACUUUAUUUUGUUUAUGUACCUACUGUAUAAUUUUUGACAGCUGACUGGUUGAAUUAAGUUUUAGUAAUUGUUUUUAUACUGUUUUAAGAAUAGGAAACCAACAUCAUCAUAAUACAUGACUUUCUGCAACUAUCAUUGCCAUCCACAUUUUGUUGUUGUAUUAAGGUCACACUUUUUUUAUUGCUAGCGGGGUGGGACUAAGUCCCUUGUACUG